Messenger RNA from Cylicostephanus goldi, 611 nucleotides. The record is from the annotation of a GenBank genome assembly. Lineage: Eukaryota; Metazoa; Nematoda; Chromadorea; Rhabditida; Strongylidae.
AUGGCGUUUAAUCUGUUCGAAAGGCAAUUUCUUGGAGUUCACGGCUUACUUCCUCCAGCAUUCAUGACAAUAGAGCAGCAAGCAUAUCGAGUUAUGUCAAGAUUGCGCCAGCAACCCAACGACCUUGCCAAGUAUAUCCAGUUGGCCAGUCUUCAGGAUUUAAACGAGAAAUUAUAUUAUAAAGUGAUUUGCGACAACGUCAAGGAAUGUAUGCGCCUUGUUUAUACUCCCACUGUAGGACUCGCAUGCCAAAAAUUUGGCUAUAUUAUGAACAACGCAAAGUUAGCAGCACUAUUUCAUCAUAGUGAAUGUUCUCAGCCAUACUUCUUGUUCAAGGGGCUUAUAUAUUACCAUCAACGACAACAGUGUCAGCAAAAUCUACCAAAUUUUAUCGAACUGGCCUCAGAGAGACAUACAGUUCGAUUUCAAGAAGUUGCAAUUGUCGUAACGGAUGGUGAAAGAAUUCUUGGUCUUGGAGAUCUUGGCGCAUACGGCAUGGGGAUACCCGUUGGCAAGCUAGCUUUGUACGUAGCACUAGCUGGCGUGCACCCUGGACGCUGCCUACCGAUUACCCUCGAUGUUGGGACCAACAACAAGGUUAGCUUAUGAUA